AUGGGUAAAAUUGUUGGUGUCGGUUUCCGUCCUACAGAACAAGAACUCGUCGAUUUCUACCUCAAACACAAGUUGCUGGGUGAUGAUUCCCGUGUCGACGUUAUCCCUGUCAUUGACCUCUGCCAUGUGGAACCUUCGGAUGUACCAGGGAUACUUGCAAAAUCACGGAUUCGAUUCGGUGACCCAGAUUGGUUUUUCUUCAGUCCGGUUGAUUUCAAGUAUUCAAACAGUAAAAGGGUUAACAGGAAAACCGAGAAAGGGUUCUGGAAAGCCACUGGAAAAGACCGUGAUAUUAGCAGCUGGAACACCAACACUCUCAUUGCCACAAAGAAGAAUCUUGUUUACUACACAGGAAUUGUUUCCUGUGGUGUCAAGUCCUACUGGGUUAUUCACGAAUAUCACGCUGUUACCUUUCAUGAAAGCGAGAGGUGUUUUGUUUUAUGCCGCUUGAUGAGAAAAUCUGGGAAAACAACUGAAGGGGGAACCGAUCCACCAAUCUGUGGUGAAGAGGAGCCCAGCAUAAUCAAGGGAGGUACUUUUUCAGGAGUGGAAACAAUCUUUCUGGCUGAUCCUCAGACAGAGACAUACGUCUCCCAAAUACAACCGUCUCCACGAGAAGAAGCAUCUUUUCCAAAUUAUCCACUAAACAAUGUCUGUUUUGGAAAUGAAAAGAGCUUUAUGCAAGAUGAAUACCUGAAUCGAAUUUUAGCCGAUGAAAACUUAGAUAAUGAUGAAGAAAGUAGUUGUACUUUUGUUGAUAAUUUUUCUCAAAAGGACACAAAUAUCGUGGAUAGUUCAUUUGUUCACGAUAAAUAUUUCAAUUAUGACGAAUACCAUUCAUCAAAAAGGUUGAAAUUAUCAAAAGAUGUUGCUGAUGAUGCAUCAACAAAUCAAGAAACAAAAGAAAGUAUGAUUGGAGAUGGAUUUUGGAGAAUGGAAUCAUCCUCUUGUGAUUCAACUCCAAAUGGAGUUUUGGAGAUUAAUUGCACUGAAGUUUCUAGUUCUCGGUCCAUUUCAUGA
Vigna unguiculata (cowpea) is the source of this 1020-nucleotide messenger RNA. RefSeq lists its product as uncharacterized. Gene Ontology annotation, biological process: regulation of DNA-templated transcription. Lineage: Eukaryota; Viridiplantae; Streptophyta; Magnoliopsida; Fabales; Fabaceae. Gene Ontology annotation, molecular function: DNA binding. The record is from RefSeq and is a predicted model, not a curated record.